AUGGCUUUAUUACAUUUUCUAGGCGGGACAAUGCCAAUUCUCUUUAUGGUAUUGGUUGUAGUCGAGUUGGGAUGGGCCGCCCAGUGUGACAAGAGGUCUGGACCCGCUGGAACUGUGAAAUGCAUUCAGUACAAUUAUGGAUAUCAAUGGGCAACAUGCCUAACAGAUGCAUACAUUAAGCAAAAGAGUAACCAAAGACACCAAUGUUAUGACCCAACAGCAACCUACUGCUGGUACGAUUGUAUGCGUGAAAAGAACAACAAGGUAAGUGGAACGGUGACGAGCGAUUGUUCUUGCACAGUAGCCCCAAAUCCAAAAACUCUCGCACCAAGCAGGUCACAGCUGCCUCCAGAGUGCUAUAGUCCACCAGCGGAUUCUUGUGGUUGGUAUAGCAACUGCUUGGAAAGAAAGUAUCCCUGUGAAGCUACAAGUAAUGAAUAUGUAAUAAGAUACGCCGAACAUUUUUGCAAGCUGCAACACGAGACCUUUGCAAAAUUUACUCUUAUCGCCCAAAAAUGGGUCGAUGAAGUUCGUAAAUGCCUACUGGUAGCACUGGUGCCACUGUUACGACCAUGGAUGAAUCCAACCUGUGAACAAAUAAGAGAGAGAGCAUACUCCUCUCAUACACCAUGCUACUUAGAUACUGCAGUCACAGACAAAGUCUGUGAUCUUGACUGCUCCGAUUACUUCAAGAUCUUUUGGAGCAUCAAGGGUUCCUUUACCAAAGUUGACACACUCUGGGAAUCUCUCAAAGGAUUGUGGAACAUAGGCUAUGAAUGUAGAUGGUCUGCUAACAUCAAGAAAUGCUACAGAGAGCUGAAAGAUGGCCCAGUCAGAGUGAUCACGCUGAAGGUUGUAAGGUUUCUGCCAUCAAGACCCUCACCUGAUCCUCUUCCUGAGUCUGAUGCUCAAAGUCUAUUCGCAGACGGAGUUGGCUCAGCCAUUGCGAGUGCCUUGAGGUGGAACUCAGAUGUGAUGGACUGGCUUGCCUAUACUGGGAGAGUUGAGGAUCCAGAAAACCUGGAAAUUGUUGUCUCGUUAGCGGAUAAGAAAGCCCUGGGUGUCGUUAUUACAUCCACUCCAUCAAUUGACCUAAACAAGACCAUCAAAGAUUUUGCCUCAGCUGUACAACAAGGAACACUCUCUUUGAAAGUGGAGGGACAAAAUGUCUGGGUGAAGACCUUGGCCUCGUGUUUUGAUAAAGCCUGCAACAACAUGCAGACACUGGCAGUGUCAGACAAGACUCCACACUUGAARACAUGUGCUUCUGCUGAGAUCCCACGUGGUAAAGUUGUCAUGCGUGGAACCAUCGUUGUGUUUAUCAUGAUGAUGAACAAACUGUUCUACUAAAAGCAGAAAGUUUAAGAUGAUUCGUAAGUUUUACACCGUAGUACAUAUAUUUUAUCUUUUAUGUAGGGAGCGUCUUCGAUAGGAAUAGCCUCCGACGUUUCCUUUUAUGUAUGCUCACAUAAUUGAUUGAUUUAGAUGCCCCUGUCGAGGAAGUUUAGUUUUUCUGUUUCUUGAACGUAGGGUUAUAUAUUAAUCAUGCAAAACAGUUGGUCUAAUAGUCUGUCACUCGCUGGGCGUUAUGCUUAAUGGUGAAACCUUUCGAGUCCCUAUCUACUGCCAGGAAGCUUUACCAAAAUUGUACGCCUCUUGCUAUUCUUGCAACAAUUACAGCGAUCUUUAGGUUAAGCAUGUUAGGUCAGGUCAUGGCACUGGACCCUUCAAACAACAUUGCAGCAAUACCACAACUUAAUCAAAAACCAGGACUACAGCCAGGAGUAAAUUCUGGGCCACGGAAUUGCUGCUCUAUUUUAGAGCUCACGGAAAAAAAGCAUUUCAAGUACUGUGAUAAAUGAACUAGGUGUUUUCUAGAUUGCAACUUUGUGGGUGUUACUCUUCCCAUAAACAGACUUCAGUAUGUGACAGGCCCUUAAAUCAAUUGAAAGUUAUUCGAAGCCGUACCGAAAAGCAUUUCAAUUUUGAUGUGUGUUUGUGUAGAGGUUCGCAAUAGUUUAUCUAAAACACCCAUUAGACAGCUCUCUGAAAUUGGUCAAAAGUACUCUUUCUUUCUUGGUUGAUAUUUCUCAAGUCCAGACCAGACCAUCGACACCUACGGUUGAUUUCUUCUGAUAAGAUGUUCGAAGGCAUAGAAAUAUAAAAACGUCUUGCACUUAUUAAUCUCCUUCGCCGUAGUGAAUUCAAACUUUUGAUGAUUUUUCUAGCGCGACAGCCAAAUUAUGCAAAUUAGUCUGCUAAGGACACUCCAACAGUUUUAUAUCAGUAGCUUAAUACAUCUUAGAUUUAAACCAUUUUAAGUUGAAAAGAUAGUAGGAGAGAGCCUUUAGAACACACCAAUUGAUAGAUUAUUCUGUCUAGUGGCGAAGACAAGUGAUCAAGAACCGUAUCGAAUAUCAUUGAUUAGCGACCGGUCAACGUUUUAAUGAGAAACUCUGUCAAAAAAAACUGGUUUUUUUUGUGUCAUAUUUGAGUUUAGAAAGCUUAAACUAUUCAAACCAGUAUGAAGAUUUCCCAACCAAACUACAUGAUUUUAUUUGGCUUAACCUAUGGUGACAGAACUGCUUAAUUACACCGUGACCAGUGACACUCGUGUCAUUCAAUUGUGUAUUUAUCUCGAAUUACUUCUCUCACCUAAAUAGAGCAAUGAUUACAUGGAAGUCUAGUCGUAGGACUACGAGAUAUUUAGUCGUCACACCUGUCUUUAUGACAAUUUCUAUUCAUAACUUUUAGGAGUUCUUGUGAAAAAGGAUCCUAAUUUCUUAAAAAAAGAAGUUAUUUCGUUGCGUGUCACCCCAUUUUCCAACAAUUAGCCAUAUUUUUGUUGUAAAGCGCGUAAUUUUAAUUAUUGUAACUCAAUUGUCUCUAUCGACAAUAAAUUCUUGAAGAGGUAA
Messenger RNA from Stylophora pistillata, 2915 nucleotides. RefSeq lists its product as uncharacterized. NCBI's taxonomy places the organism in Eukaryota, Metazoa, Cnidaria, Anthozoa, Scleractinia, Pocilloporidae. The record is from RefSeq and is a predicted model, not a curated record.